Messenger RNA from Hyla sarda, 1904 nucleotides. RefSeq lists its product as uncharacterized. The coding region runs from base 329 to 1573 and encodes 414 amino acids. The record is from RefSeq and is a predicted model, not a curated record. The transcript has 6 exons. NCBI's taxonomy places the organism in Eukaryota, Metazoa, Chordata, Amphibia, Anura, Hylidae.
AAAGGCUCAUCCUGUGAUUUAUGUGUAGUCUGAUCCAAACUCACAAGCCACAGCGAGAGAGAGGAAUAUAAUGUAUUCUGAAGCUGAUGAGAACCAGCAGCCAAUGGGAAGAAGUCAAUUGUUAAUGAAUAGAAGAGAGGGACGCCAGCAAAUAUGCAACCAGCUUUUUUUUAUGGAGAGAGAUAGUAUCUGAUCCGACUGACUCAGGCAUUUGAUUAUGAAUCAUCUAACACAAGCUUGUGGCUGCGUGGUGUUCCAAAUGAAGGCUGUAUGGUGCAAAUCUGGGAGACUGAGAUACUAAAGAACUGGAGCAGCUGCAUCUGAAAGGAUGGAGAGGGUAAAAGGUCACCUAGACGAUGGGCAAGAGGCUCAAGAGCGUCUUGCUAUGAAUACAGCAAUAAACACGCUAAUAGUUGUCCUUGUGUACAUUGUGGUCAAGGUGAGCAUGGAUGGAAUCCGUCAAUGGAGAGCAAAGGUAUCUGUCUUAGUGGUGGGUGCCGGACCCAUUGGAUUAACAGCUGCCUUGGUGGCUGUUCGCUCAGGUAAAGUGCUUCAUUUGACCAUUCUGGAUGAGCGCUCAAGGACGUCUCUGCUCUGUCGGCCACAGCAGAUCGCCCUGGAUCCAAGGAGCGUCAAGUUUCUCCUGGCUUUGGGGGUUGACUUUGACAAUAUUGAAGGAUGUUGGCACAAUGACCACUUCUUCACCAAGAUUGGAGUUUUCCAGGAGCAUCUUCUCAGCAUUCUGGAGCAACGAAAGCAGACACUAGAUAUUAGGAUCUUGCUGGGAACCAAAUUUACAGAAGAGUACAUAAGAAAAAUAUCACAAGGGGAGUACCCCAAAAUCAUUAUAGUUGCUGAUGGAUCAUGUGGAGAGUCAAGUUCACUUUUGGGCGUCAACUCUGAAUAUAUUGUGGAAUCAUGUAAUGCGUAUGGAGCCAAUGCAGCAUUUGAAAGACCAGACCAGAGGCAGGUACCAACUCCGGAAAUCCGAGCCCACAAUCUUUACUUUGAUCUAUCAGCUUAUGGGAUUGAUGUCUCCAGUGGUGGAAAAGACACAUUAAGCAAAUCAGGAUUCCAUCUUAAAAUUUAUGGAACUUUUCGUAAUCGAUAUAUGGCUUUAGCUUGUCCAGCAUCAGACGCCAAAGUUGUCAGAUUUCUGAGAUAUACUCCCAAUUCUUCAGUCAUGAAAAACAUUUUUCACCAGUCAUUCAAUGCUUACAAGACUGAUAUUGAGCCCAGAAUGAGUGACAUUACACUCCCGCAUUUGCAGUGUAGUCGCAGACUAUUUGAAAUUAUGUUGUCCCACAGGAGGGUGACAUCUGCCUUUAUUGAGGGGGACAACAUUGUGGUCACGUUAGAGGGAGAGGCUGCUCGUGUUCUCAAUUUUGAUACAGGUUGUGGUGUUAACCUCGGCCUUCGUGGUUUGGAAUCGUCAGAACAGUUCAUUUAUAAAGUAGCCACAGCGGUGGACCAGAGCGAUGUCUUUGAGGCUCUGGCAGCUAAAAUCAAGCACUCCAAGCAAGUGAUAGAAGAGUUCAAGCUUCAUGGACUCAUGACUUCAGUAUUUGAUUAAAUGUUUGCAAACAGACUUUGACUUGUCCAAAAUUAACUCCAAGACUGAAGAGGUCAUAUACCCAUUUGGGCAUUAGUUCUUCAAUGUGAAAUGUGAAUGCCUAAUUCUAUUACAUCCUUCUAAAGGAGAUUGAUUUCAACUAAUCAUAGCUCUCACUAAAUGGUGGCCUACGCUAUGUGUCAAGAGUAGAAUGCAGAGUAAGUAGUAACAAUAAAGGGUUAAAGGAGUAGAAUAGUAUCUGCUGUUAUUGUUUGAGAUUUUUAGUAUUUUUUAUUUAUGGUUUAAAUAAACUUUUGUAUGUUUUUUUCCCUGCAUUUCAUUUUGUAUGUUG